AGCACGCAUACAGGGAGGAGGAGCAGAUGGGCAAGAGCGGACAAAGGGCAAAGAGAGGUGGCAUGCACCUCUUCCCACCUCCUGCCUGUUCUGGCAGCCAGUGUCCGGCCUGUUCUGCAGCGCGCGUGUGUCCCCUGGGCACAGGUCCCUUGCAGGGCGCGGGGCGCUGGGAGCAGGGCGCGCAGAGCGGGACUGGGCUCAGUGCUGUAUGGGAGCGAGCAUGGCGGGACCGCGGGCGCUGCUGCUUCUGGGCUUCCUUGUGCCCGGGCUCCUGCUCUCACAAGCAGCCAAAAUCUUGACUCUCUCUUUUGUGGGUGGAAGCCAUUAUCUGCUGAUGAACCAGGUGUCUGAGAUCCUUCAAGCUCAUGGCCAUAAUGUCACCAUGCUUCUCCAGAGAGGAAACUCCCUGAUACCGGAUUUUAAAGAGACAGAAAAAUCAUACCAAGUUAUCUCUUGGCUUCCACCUGAAGAUUUUAACAAAGGACUUAAGGAGAUAAUUGAAUUUUUUAUGGAUGAAGCUUUGGGUGGCAGAUUUCUAUUUGAACACUUAUUAAAACUUAUGGAACAAUUGGGGCUUCAGUGCAGUCAUUUCCUAAGGAGAACGGAUAUCAUGGAUGUCUUAAAGAAUGAGAACUUCGACCUGGUGAUAGUUGAAAACUUUGAGUACUGUCCUUACUUGGUUGCUGAGAAACUUGGAAAGCCAUUUGUGUCCAUUCUCCCCUCUUCUUUUGGCUUUGAGAAGUUUGGAUUACCGAGCCCCCUGUCUUAUGUGCCAGUAUUCUUCUCCAUGCUAACCGAUCACAUGGGCUUCUGGGGUCGAGUAAAGAAUUUUCUGAUGUUCUUAGAUUUCUCCAAGAAAAAAUGGCAAAUGUACUCUACUUUUGACAACACCAUCAAGGAGCAUUUUCCUGAAGGCUCUAGGCCAGUUUUGCCUCAUCUUCUAAAGAAAGCAGAGCUGUGGUUUGUUAACUCUGACUUUGCCUUUGAAUUUGCUCGGCCCCUGCUUCCCAACACUGUGUAUGUAGGAGGCUUAAUGUCCAAACCUGUUAAACCAGUACCACCAGAAUUUGAGGAUUUCAUUGCCAAGUUUGGUGACUCUGGCUUUGUCCUGGUGGCCCUGGGCUCCAUGGUGAGCGUCUUUCAGUCCCAAGAAGUCCUCAAGGAGAUGAACGAUGCCUUUGCCCAACUCUCUCAAGGGGUGAUAUGGAAGUGUAACCCAUCUUUUUGGCCCAAAGACAUCCUAUUGGCAGCAAAUGUGAAGAUUGUUGACUGGCUUCCCCAGAAUGACAUCCUUGCUCACCCUCGCAUACGUCUUUUUGUCACCCAUGGAGGAAUAAAUAGCAUAAUGGAGGCCAUCCAACAUGGCGUGCCCAUGGUGGGGAUUUCCCUGUUUGGAGACCAGCCUGAAAACCUGCUCCGAGUAGAAACUAAAAAUUUAGGUGUCUCCAUCCAGUUAAAGCAGUUGAAGUCUGAGACAUUGGCUCUGAAGAUGAAGCAUGUCAUAGAGGACAAGAGGUACAAAUCAGCAGCGGUGGCCGCCAGCAUCAUCAGGCGCUCCCACCCCCUGACCCCAGCCCAGCGGCUGGUGGGCUGGAUCGACCACAUCCUCCAGACAGGGGGUGCAGCACACCUCAAGCCCUACGCCUUGCAGCAGCCGUGGCAUGAGCAGUACCUGCUAGACGUCUUCUUGUUCCUGCUGUUGGUCACCCUGGUCGCCGUGUGGCUCUGUGGGAAGCUGCUGGGCAUGGUGGCCAGGUGGCUGUGUGGGGCCAGGAAGCUGAAGGAGGCCUGAGGCCAUAUGCGGCUCACCAUGUCUCAUGAACCUCCCUCCUGUUCUGGCCACCCUUGUUCUCCACAUCAUAGCCAGUUGCUCAUUUUGCUACAAGUCCCUGCCUGCUGGCUUUGAAAUUCUUUAUUCAGCACUUGUGGGGUUUUUUAUUUGCCAGUUAACAAGGGCUAUUGUGUGACUAUGCCCUUGAGUCAUUUGGACCAGUGUCCCUGAGAGCUUAAGCCUGGAAGCCUGCCUUCCCUGGCGUGACCCUCUUGGAGGCCCUGAGCCUGAACAUCCCAGCCUCCAUGGCCAGGAUCUUCUCAGCCUCUUUCCAUCAUCCUGCCUCCACCCCUUGUCAUGGAGUGACUCCUAAGACAGGUGCUUUGCUAAUACUUCUCUGUUCUGUUUGCUUCUCUGACAACUCUCCUCAAAGCUCGGGAAGCUACACGUAUCCCUUUGACGAGGAAAGUAAGUUUUCACACUGUUAUCUUCCCCCUCUCUCUGGCAAAGAGACUUCUGUCCCCAUGCCUGGAAUUCUGCCAUAUUGCCACUAACAGCUGUAAGGGAAACUGGGAAGGUCUCUGCAUUGCAGCUGGUAAGGACUCAGAGAGCUGGGAGUGGGAGUUGGGUUAUCUGACCUGUAGUGUGUGACACAUGGUAAAGGGCCGUGAAGCCCUCCACAAUGCUUGACCCAUCAAAGCAGAAUUUCUUGUUAUUUCCUGUGAUUUUGUCCUGGUCUAUGUAACAAAUCAGCAAGCAGUCUUUUACAUACUAAAAAAUAAAACUUUAGUUUCUUUGUUUGAGUCUCUGACUGGGCCUGAGGCAGCCCCUGGUACAGACUUGGCCUCAAUGAGUUUCCUACUGUGAAGGGGACAUACCGGCAGGGAGAGAGAGGUGAUGAUGUCUGUCACAGAGCCCCAGCCCUCAAUUCCUGUGCAGGUGAGAAUGGGGAGCGGGAUUGUGGCUGUUGAUGCCAAGACAGUACAGGGAGGCCUCUGUGCUGUCCCUCACGGGACUACUGCCUAGACCAGGGGGCACUGAGCCUUUGGUGCUAUAAGAAGGUUAAAGUGCCCCUAUUUCCAAGUCUGUAGAAAAUGUGAUUUACACAUGGAUUCUCCUUUCAAUCAGCAUGGCUCUGAGAUCUUCUGUGCCAAAGACUUUGGGGUAAUAACUAGAGGUUAUCCACAUCAAAAUGUCCCCACAUGGCCCCACAUGGAGAAUGAAGACUUUAGAAUGUCUACUAGGCCCUCCACAAACCACAAUGUAACUCCAUGGCAUUCACAUGGUAAGAUCAAUAAGAAGAACAAAUAAAACUAACACUUUCCCAUAUGUGGAAAACUCAACAUCAAAUUCAGCAGUGUUUUUCCUGAGCUCCUAUUACAAAGCUUUGUGGAGAGCUAGUGAGUUCAGAAAAAUAGUGCAGACGAGAGGAAAAGGGGACAGAAGGCCCUUGGAUGGGCCAGAACUGUACCCAGAAAGAGAAAAUCUGCAUCCCAUAUGGAAAUCCCGAGCAAGAGUCCUGGCAGAGAAAAGCUUUGACAAAGGGAAAGGGACACAAAAGCAUGAGGGAACCACAGCAUCCACCUUGGAAAAGGCUCCAUGUCUGAGCGAGAGGAGGGUAGAUGGGAAGGGGGAGCAGUCUGGAUAUUGGGUGAUGAAGAACAGAAAGGCAGCCAGAGAAAGUGUGGGGUCUGGCAGGACAACAGGAAUCCAGAAGGCUGGAAAAUACAAAUCCCUCUGCCCAUCCCCAGACAUAAAAGCUAUACAUUAAGGAGUCUGCAGUUGUAGAUCAUUCGCUAUAGGACUCUGCGUGUCCUUAGAUGUCUGUAUCUGUCUCUCACUGGAUAUCUGCAUCAAUGGGCGAUGCAUGGGAGCAUGAAUGAAAUAGUGACUCUUUCCACAAUGAAAAAAUUUUAAUUAAAAAUGUAUGUAGAAUAUC
Manis pentadactyla (Chinese pangolin) is the source of this 3710-nucleotide messenger RNA. Its product is annotated as UDP-glucuronosyltransferase 3A1-like. Gene Ontology annotation, molecular function: UDP-glycosyltransferase activity. The record is from RefSeq and is a predicted model, not a curated record. Bases 209 to 1792 code for a protein of 527 amino acids. NCBI's taxonomy places the organism in Eukaryota, Metazoa, Chordata, Mammalia, Pholidota, Manidae. The transcript is spliced from 7 exons.